This is a messenger RNA of Yamadazyma jaroonii, 528 nucleotides long. Lineage: Eukaryota; Fungi; Ascomycota; Pichiomycetes; Serinales; Debaryomycetaceae. The record is from the annotation of a GenBank genome assembly.
AUGACUAACCCAGUAUUGUUUCACGUUAGGGACUAUAGAGGAGCCACUAUCGAGGAUUUGGAUAUCAAGCCCGCCUUGUCAAUAAACCCUACUACUAAUAUCAACAUAGCAUUAGAAAUAGCAUUCGAAAAUGAGUUCACUUACUUACCUGUGAUCCAUGAAGAGAAUAAAAGAUUAUUAGGGGUCUUAAAUGUGGGAUUAUUAAGAGAUAACCCUAAUAAAUUGAACACCAGUUUCUUAAAACCAAUAGUUAAGAAUUAUAUGAUAUGGUUCAAUCAAAAAUCAAGAGAAUUCUAUGAAAAGCAAGAUAUAAAACCUGUUGAACCUGUUAGAAACAGAACCAUCAUGAAACCAAGAGCCAAAAAAUAUAAAGUUUUAACUCCCUGGACUCCUUUGGAACAAUUAGCAGAUUUCUUCAAUAAUGGAAUUUACUUCGCUAUAAUAACAAAUGAUGAAGGUAACUUUGUUUAUGGUGUUGCAACACCAGAAGAUUUAACCAAAUACGAGAAUUCUAGACCAAGGUUGUAG